AAAACCCAUCCAAUCAAAAACCCCUUUCUGCGUUUUCUCCCUCCUUUCUUUCUUUCUUUCCUCUCGACAGAAGCGCCAUUUCCUCCCAAAAGCAAGAAAGAGAGGCAACACAUCUUCCGUUCGAAAUCAUGGACUCGAACUCGACUCAGUUCUCUCAAUCCCAACUCGCUCUAAUCCUCGCAGAUGAUCCCGCUCCCUUCGAGACCCUCAUCUUCCACCUCAUGUCCUCCGCCAACGACCAGCGAUCGAGCGCCGAAUCGCUCUUCAACCACCUUAAGCAGGCUCACCCAGACCGACUCACCCUAAAACUCGCCGACCUUCUGCACUCCUCCCCGAACGUCGAGCUCCGCGCCAUGUCGGCCAUCCUCCUCCGCAAGCUCCUCACCCGCGACGACUCCUAUCUCUGGCCCCGCCUAUCGGGCCCCACCCAAUCGACCAUCAAAUCCCUUCUCCUCUCGUCGGUCCAUCGCGAGGAUUCCAAAUCCAUCUCCAAGAAGCUCUGCGACACUGUCUCCGAACUCGCAUCCAGCCUCCUCCCCGACAACGCCUGGCCGGAGCUCCUCCCCUUCAUGUUCCAGUCCGUCACGUCCGACUCCGUCCGACUCCAGGAAUCCGCCCUCCUGAUCUUUGCCCAGCUCUCGCAAUUCACCGCUGAGACCCUGAUCCCGCACCUUGCCACCCUCCAUUCCGUCUUCCUCCAGUGCCUGUCCACCUCCUCGUCCCCAGAUGUCCGGAUUGCCGCCCUUGGUGCUGCCAUCAAUUUCAUCCAGUGCCUCUCGUCUCCGUCUGACCGUGACCGCUUCCAGGACCUCCUCCCUGCGAUGAUGCAGACCCUCACUGAGGCACUCAAUUCCGGGCAGGAGGCCACCGCGCAGGAGGCACUUGAGCUCCUGAUUGAGCUCGCCGGGACCGAGCCCAAGUUCAUCCGCCGCCAGUUGGUUGAUGUCAUCCAGUCCAUGCUGCAGAUUGCUGAGGCUGACGGGCUCGAGGAGGGAACCCGGCACCUGGCUAUUGAGUUUGUCAUCACACUCGCUGAAGCGAGGGAACGGGCUCCCGGGAUGAUGCGGAAGCUGCCGCAGUUCAUUGGGAGGCUGUUCGCGAUCUUGAUGAAGAUGCUGCUGGAUAUCGAGGACGAUCCGGCGUGGCAUAAUGCAGAGAAUGAGGAUGAGGAUGCUGGGGAGUCGAGCAAUUAUAGUGUUGGGCAGGAGUGCCUGGAUAGGCUAUCAAUCUCGUUGGGAGGGAAUACAAUCAUUCCGGUUGCAUCGGAGUUGCUGCCGGUGUAUUUGGCUGCGCCAGAGUGGCAGAAGCAUCAUGCGGCACUCAUCACCCUUGCUCAGAUUGCAGAAGGAUGCUCAAAGGUGAUGAUAAAAAUUCUGGAGCAAGUGGUGACAAUGGUUUUGAACUCGUUCCAAGAUCCCCACCCUCGUGUGCGCUGGGCUGCUAUUAAUGCGAUCGGGCAAUUGUCUACUGAUUUGGGGCCAGACCUUCAAGUUCAGUAUCAUCAACGGGUGCUGCAUGCAUUAGGCUCAGCUAUGGAUGAUUUCCAAAAUCCUCGAGUACAGGCACAUGCUGCUUCAGCAGUUCUCAACUUCAGUGAAAACUGCACUCCAGAUAUCUUAACACCUUACUUGGAUGGGAUAGUGAACAAAUUGCUUGUACUCCUACAGAAUGGGAAACAGAUGGUGCAAGAGGGAGCUUUAACAGCUUUAGCAUCAGUUGCAGAUUCAUCUCAGGAACACUUCCAGAAGUACUAUGAUGCUGUCAUGCCUUACCUCAAAGUUAUCUUAGUGAAGGCAACUGAUAAGUCUAAUCGCAUGCUUCGUGCCAAAUCGAUGGAAUGCAUUAGUUUGGUUGGAAUGGCUGUGGGGAAGGAGAAGUUCCGGGAUGAUGCCAAACAGGUUAUGGAAGUCCUUAUGACAUUGCAAGGUUCUCCCACGGAGGCAGAUGACCCAACAACAAGCUACAUGCUACAAGCAUGGGCCAGACUCUGCAAGUGUCUAGGGCAGGAUUUCCUCCCUUACAUGAGUGUUGUGAUGCCCCCGUUGCUCCAGUCUGCUCAGCUUAAACCAGACGUGACCAUUACAUCUGCUGAUUCAGAUGAGGAUAUAGAUGAGUCGGAUGAUGAAAGUAUUGAAACGAUUACUCUUGGGGAUAAAAGGAUAGGGAUCAAGACUAGUGUCUUGGAGGAGAAAGCUACAGCUUGUAACAUGCUAUGUUGUUAUGCUGAUGAGCUAAAGGAAGGGUUCUAUCCUUGGAUUGAUCAGGUUGCCCCUACUUUAGUUCCGCUUCUCAAAUUUUAUUUCCAUGAAGAAGUCAGGAAGGCUGCUGUUUCAGCCAUGCCGGAACUAUUACGUUCGGCUAAGUUAGCUGUAGAGAAGGGCCAAGCGCAAGGUCGUGAUGAGUCCUAUGUUAAGCAGUUGUCUGACUACAUAAUUCCAGCUUUGGUUGAAGCAUUACAUAAGGAGCCUGAGGUAGAAAUCUGUGCGAGCAUGUUGGACUCGUUGAAUGAAUGCAUACAGAUUUCUGGACCUCUAUUGGCUGAAAGCCAGGUCAGAUCCAUUGUAGAUGAGCUAAAGCAGGUCAUCAUUGCUAGUUCCACUAGAAAAAGAGAAAGAGCAGAGAGGUCCAAAGCAGAGGAUUUUGAUGCUGAGGAAGGGGAAUUGCUUAAAGAAGAAAAUGAGCAAGAAGAAGAAGUUUUUGAUCAAGUUGGUGAUUGCUUGGGCACUCUGAUAAAAACAUUCAAGGCUUCUUUCUUACCGUUCUUUGAUGAGCUUUCUCUGUAUCUUACUCCUAUGUGGGGUAAGGAUAAAACUGCCGAAGAGAGGAGGAUUGCCAUUUGCAUUUUCGACGAUGUCGCAGAACAAUGUCGAGAAGCAGCUCUUAAAUACUAUGACACCUACCUUCCAUUUCUAUUGGAAGCUUGCAAUGAUGAAAGCCCUGAUGUCCGACAGGCUGCUGUUUAUGGAAUUGGCGUUUGUGCAGAGUUUGGCGGAUCUGCAUUUAAACCUCUUGUAGGAGAGGCCCUUUCAAGGCUAAAUUUUGUUAUAAGGCAGCCCAAUGCACUACAUUCAGAUAAUGUAAUGGCAUAUGACAAUGCUGUCUCAGCUCUGGGGAAAAUAUGCCAUUUCCAUCGGGACAGUAUAGAUGCUGCUCAGGUCAUUCCUGCUUGGUUAAGCUGUUUGCCAAUUAAAGGUGAUUUAAUUGAGGCUAAAAUUGUGCAUGACCAACUUUGCUCAAUGGUGGAAAGGUCGGAUAUGGAGCUUUUGGGCCCUAACAACCGAUAUCUUCCUAAAAUUGUUGCCGUCUUUGCUGAGGUUCUAUGUGCAGGAAAGGAACUGGCGACAGAGCAAACAGCGAGCCGGAUGAUUAAUCUUCUGAGGCAGCUUCAGCAGACAUUGUCGCCUGCUGACCUUGCCUCUACCUUGUCUUCCUUGCAUCCCCAGCAGCAGCUCACUUUGCAAUCCAUCCUCUCCUAAUGAUCUCGUCAUGGAGUGGUUGGUCCUCUGUCAAUUUCUGUUCUGUUUGAUUAUCGAUUCUUUAUGUGUAUCCAUUCCUUGCUUGAAUUUCCUGCAAUUUGGUUGUCAAGAGUGAAAGCUUAGCGGGAUUGAAGGUUUGGUUUCGGUGUAGAGUGUAUAUUACGAGUUUGAAGCAUAUUUAUUAUCUCCGCCACAUUUGGGAGAGUACAGAAAAGAGUGGCAGGUUUUGGUGUUUGCUUUUUUCUAGGUUAUUGGUGUUAGUGGGGCGGGAGAAUACUCAAGUGUGAGGCAAUUCUUGUCACAGUUUUGGGGGUUGAAUUUUUUGUAUCUUGUUUUGCUUUUCCCCCUUUCUUUAAUGGAAGGGAGAGAGGGACCUCGAGUUGUGAACUUGUAUGCUUGCAUAAAAAGGUCAAAAAAAGAGGUUUGGUUGAAGGCAAA
Messenger RNA from Magnolia sinica, 3914 nucleotides. RefSeq lists its product as uncharacterized. Gene Ontology annotation, cellular component: nucleus; cytoplasm. Gene Ontology annotation, molecular function: protein binding; nuclear import signal receptor activity. The record is from RefSeq and is a predicted model, not a curated record. The transcript has 20 exons. NCBI's taxonomy places the organism in Eukaryota, Viridiplantae, Streptophyta, Magnoliopsida, Magnoliales, Magnoliaceae. Gene Ontology annotation, biological process: protein import into nucleus. Bases 129 to 3476 code for a protein of 1115 amino acids.